Oncorhynchus keta (chum salmon) is the source of this 1093-nucleotide messenger RNA. RefSeq names its product matrilin-3-like. The transcript is spliced from 4 exons. Lineage: Eukaryota; Metazoa; Chordata; Actinopteri; Salmoniformes; Salmonidae. The record is from RefSeq and is a predicted model, not a curated record. The coding region runs from base 179 to 1093 and encodes 304 amino acids.
CACAAACAGUGGAACUCCUAGCAGAGACGCACAGAGUUCUUCUGUGGGUUUUAUGGCGGACUUACAACCCAACAAGGUGCAUUGCCGCCACCAACUGGACGGGUUGAAACCAAAAUAAGUACAUGACAAUAAUUACAGGUUUAAUAGCUAUCACCAGCCACCCGGGAAAUGGCCAGUCAUGUACCUCCGGCCCACAGCACCACCCCCUCCACUUGAACAGCCGGUCAGUACCCCAAGCGGCACCACCACUCCCAUCAUCAGUGCUGACACAGGAACCCACUGCAAAAGCCGGCCCCUCGACCUGGUGUUCAUUAUCGACAGUUCACGUAGUGUGCGCCCCACAGAAUUUGAGAAGGUCAAAAUCUUCCUGGCUGACAUGGUCGACACCCUCGAUGUUGGCUCGGAUGCCACGCGGGUGGCCGUCGUGAACUACGCUAGCACAGUGAAGAUCGAGUUCCUUCUCAAGACGCACUUCGACAAGGCAGGCCUGAAGGCAGCGCUGGCCCGCAUCAAAUCUCUAGCUGCUGGUACAAUGACUGGCCUGGCUAUCAAGACGGCCAUGGAGGAGACCUUCACUGAGGAGUCAGGCUCCCGGCUAGCUAACAAGAACAUUGCCAAGGUGGCCAUCAUCGUAACCGAUGGACGUCCCCAGGACACGGUGGAGGAGGUGGCCGCGGCAGCGAGGGUGGCAGGCAUCGAGAUCUACGCAGUGGGGGUGGACAGGGCGGACAUGAAGUCCCUGCGUCUCAUGGCCAGUCUGCCCCUGGAUGAACACGUGUUCUACGUGGAGACCUACGGCGUCAUUGAGAAGCUCACGUCCAAGUUCAGGGAAACCCUGUGUGAGGAUGCGAAUGAGAUGAGUGGGAAUAAGCUGAGUGAAAACGCAUGCAUGUGUGAGGCUCAGAUUGCCUUCCAGAUGAAGAUGCAGUUCACCAUACAGGAGCUGACCAGCAAAUAUAUCCUUUUACCUCACCAUUGUUUUAUAAUGGGUGGUAUUUAUUUAUGUAGCAAUUUUACAAGACCUCAAAGCCACUACAACCAGCUGCAAUGUUGUACAUACAGUAUGUCUGCCAGUGGUGUAGCACAGUUCUGA